UCUUACUCCAUUUCUCCUUAUAAUCAUAACUCACGGUGGAAGCUAAGAGUACUAUGGAGAUGAACCAAACAUCACUUGAGAAAGUGUGGGAAUACAACAUAGUUGAAGAAAUACAAGAUGAAGAAGAGAAAGAGGAUGAUGGUGUAGAAAAAGAUGAGAAAAAGAAAGGUGUUUGUGUGAGUGGGAGAAAAGGGCCUAGUAAAGGAGGAAGAUUUUCUCCACCUUCCUGUCAAGCAGAAACUUGUCAAGCUGAUUUAACUUUUGCAAAGAGGUACCAUCGUCGGCAUAAGGUUUGUGAGGUUCAUUCCAAGGCACCUGCUGUGGUGGUUGCUGGACUGAGCCAGAGGUUUUGCCAGCAAUGUAGCAGGUUCCAUGAGCUUGCGGAGUUUGAUGAAGCGAAAAGAAGUUGCCGUAGACGCUUAGCGAAACACAAUGAACGACGUCGUAAAAGCACUGCCCGAACUUGCAAUGAAGGAAGCAAUACUGGUCAGCAACAUGAUGCUGGUGACUGGAGAAAUAUUCAUAUGAACAUUACAGGGAGUUCUGGCCACGAGUAUUUGAAUUUCAGAUGAAUAUUCAUAUUUUCAAUAUGCUUACACUCUUCUGUCAUUGAUUUCUUGCAUGCCAAGGCAUGUAAGGAAGACCUUUUUUAUUCCUUUUUUACGUAUGUAUGUUUCCGUGUGGCUUUUGAAGGAUUUAAAUUAAAUUCAUAGAUAAACUUAUAACAUAUUUUUAUAAUAGGAAUAAGAUUAGAUCAUGAGCGGAAGAGGACUAUACUUAUUGUCUGUGGUAAUAAUUUAAUGGAACAAUACUGAAAUAGUUAAACAAGACAAAGACCUUUUAUUGAACUUAACCGAAGGAUUUAACCUAUUACGAUUUAUUCCCAAUUAAAAUUCAUUAAACAAUUUAUUUAAUAUUUAGUGACAUUUAAUCAAAAUAUAAUUUAUUAAUAAUUGAUUAUGUCUAUCUAUAAUUUAUCAGCUAAAUAAUUAAAUCAACAAUCUCCGACUUGGUGGACAAUAAUUCAUU
This is a messenger RNA of Vicia villosa (hairy vetch), 1029 nucleotides long. Its product is annotated as squamosa promoter-binding protein 1-like. The transcript is spliced from 2 exons. Gene Ontology annotation, molecular function: DNA binding. The record is from RefSeq and is a predicted model, not a curated record. NCBI's taxonomy places the organism in Eukaryota, Viridiplantae, Streptophyta, Magnoliopsida, Fabales, Fabaceae. Gene Ontology annotation, cellular component: nucleus. Bases 54 to 572 code for a protein of 172 amino acids.